UGACAUUAAUGAAACAAUAACAGUAUAAUGUUAAAGAAAUGAUAGAAAUUAUGUAAAAACUUAUUCAAUGAUUCCACUUCUUCAGAGGCUUAAUCAUGAAAUACAGUAACCAGUCUAGAUUAACAAACUACAGUUCAAUAAAAUGAUCACACGUUGUAUAAAAUUAAAUCUAAUAAGACAAUAAUAAAAAUAGAUGAUCACUUUUUCAAUUAUUAAAUGCACUUGAAAUAUAAGUGCUUAAAAUGCUUAAACAUAAAUUUCCAACUGAAGGAAUAGUUAUUGGUCAAUACGAGCGGUCACUGAAAGAUUCACCAAUGGGAGGUAGCGUUGUUCAAGCGGGGUGAAAUAAUGUAGUCGUCGAGGAGCAGCCUACUGUGAUAAUUGUGUAGCAAUUGACAGUAGAGUGGAAAAUAUCGUGUAUGUGGGUGCGUACCAUUAUUCAGAUCAAAAUUAUUCUAUAAUCUAAAAUGUCAUCGCCUACACAAGUGUUAAAAAGUAUUGGCCCAAAGCUAGUUCCCUUCUUUAAAAGUGUAUCCGUGUAUUUUAUAUUACUGGCCGAGCAGCCGUCCCUCCUGACGGCAUGUUUCAAGUGUUUGCCAAUUAUAAGUCUAAUCGUCUUUGUUCUUCUCCAUGGAAUUAGUUUAUCGCAGGAGUAUACUUUCUCCAGGCGCAUAUUGACAGGGUUAAUAUUCAGUUGUAUAGGAGACGCGUUAUUGGUUUGGCCCAGUUGUUUCACCCCGGGGAUGUGUAUGUUUGCCAUGGCCCAAAUCAUGUACAUUAGCGCAUUCGGUUUUAUACCGCUCAACAUAAUGCUAGGUACAAUCCUAUACGCGUUGUGUUCGCUAGUCAUAUAUGCUCUAAUGCCUGGUCUAAACGGUGUCCUGGUUGUUGGAGUUCCAGUUUAUAUAGUAUUAUUGACUACUAUGGCAUGGAGGGCGAUUUCAAGAGUACAGUUUUAUAAGGAAUUAUGGACAUGGACUAAACUGUGCAGCUGCAUUGGUAGUAUAUGUUUCCUCAUAUCAGACACCUUACUGGGAUUUCAUUACUUCCAUACUCCAUUGCCGUAUUCUCAGGUUUCUAUAAUGUUGACGUACUACGCGGCUCAGUUAGGAAUAGCGCUGAGUGCUGUAGGUUCAAAGAAUAAUAGCAUCAUCAGUAACAACAACAAUAAUAACAAUAACAAUAAUAAUAAUAAUAAUAAUAAUGCUAGCGAAGAUAAAAAUGAAGCAAAUCUAAUGAGAGAUUAAGAAAAUUUUGUCUUCUGUUUGUUUACUGAUUGUAAAUAUUAACUGAAUAUUUUGAUAUGCUACUCAAAUUAGCUAAGUUAUAUAGUUAGUUUGAAUAGCAUAUGUAUUACAUAAUUGUUGGUUUUGAAUAGGUACAAUGCAUCAGGUUUAGCGAUUCACAGUAGAAUCUAAAGUCGUACCACUGCCACUUUAUUAAGGCAAGAAUUUUUACCAGACUAUUCGACUUUUCCUAACUGAUAUUUAUCGCAUCGUAUCUCUGUACGAAAGGCAACAUUUGAUAAGCAUUUAAGAAGCAAUUACCGAUUCUAGUUUCUUUUCUCAAACACCUUUGUCGAACAAAUAACAAAAAUGUAUUUUAAAUGCUGUGAAUUAUUAGAAGUAUUGCAUAAUAACGUUGAACAGUUGUAGGAAUUCUAGUUCACUCUAAUUCAACACUACUUCACACUGUUAUUAUCUAAAGAACAUAAAGUACAGUAUUCUUACAUAUUUUUCGACCUGAAAAGAAUAAUGAAUUCCUCGAAUAGAUUAUUUUCCAAAAAUAAUCAUAUUUUGUGGAUUGUUUCGCAAUACACAAAACGAACCAAAUCGCAUUUCUUUGUACAAUAGACUAUACAAAUGUUAAAUAUUCUGUAAAUUGAUAGUUUAAUGGUAGUUAAUUGUAUAGAGAUAGAAUAAUUUAAACUGUUAAAUAAAAUUAGAUGUUUAAUACUGUCUUCUCGUCUAAAACGGUAUUAAAAGAAAAAUAAUUUAAUAGUUUAAAUAGAUUUACAAAGAAGAUAGUUCAGUUGUUGCGAAUAAACCACGAGUAUUGCAUUUAUCAAUAUAGGUAUUAAACGAUAGUGAUGUAUUUAUUGUAUUGUAUAUUUUUACGAUAGGUGAAAUCUGAAGCACUGAUUCGGAAAUCUAAAUAUUAUUUUUCUGACAGGACUAUUUUUUCUAACAACCUCAAGAAAACGUAUGGUUUUCUUUCGCAAAAUAUACAUAUUUUGUAUUUUAGAAUCUAGCGAUUAUGAUAACUGACUUGUAGGCGACUACAGUAGAUCUCGAUGACAUAUCAUAUUUAAUAUUAAACGAAAUAAUAAUGUUGAAACUGUAAAAAGGAUUCGAUGUGGUAACCAUGUAUGUAUGAAUCCGAAUUGAAUAAAAAUGAAUUUAAUGAAAACAGAAAUAGUGAAUAAUUGAACACAUUAAAAUGAUUCGAAAAGGUUGGAAAUUCUAUUAUGGUGAAAUCUUUGUGAUGAACGUAUUGUAAAAAAA
Osmia bicornis bicornis is the source of this 2504-nucleotide messenger RNA. RefSeq names its product lysoplasmalogenase-like protein TMEM86A. The coding region runs from base 468 to 1247 and encodes 259 amino acids. Gene Ontology annotation, cellular component: membrane. Lineage: Eukaryota; Metazoa; Arthropoda; Insecta; Hymenoptera; Megachilidae. The record is from RefSeq and is a predicted model, not a curated record. The transcript has 6 exons.